CUAAGCCGAGAGCCCUGCAAGCGAGCUGCAAGUUCUUCAUUUCGACGGGCAGAAUCUUCCCUCGAAACGCUCUAAAGCGAACGGGAUAUUCUUCGACCGGGGAGAACAACAUCCCCCUGCUAAACUUCUACGCAGAAGGAGCUGAUCGUCAGCGUCCGGGAGAUAAGAGGCAAAGGGACCUUCCGAACACCAGAUCACCCAACUCAGCCGACCGCUAUCAGCUCGCCCGCUCCGUUCAAGGACCGAAGAUGAAGAGAGCGCGAGAACGUUUCCAUAGAAACGAGGCGCCUCUCUUAGGAGGCGGGGCAUCGAGGGCCAAUCCACGGCCAGAGAGGCGUGGCGGGGCAGACAGGUGACGAAGCCCCCUGCCGGACAGCAAAGUUCCUGUCUCUGGGCGGGCGGGGCAUCGCAUCACGUGCCAAGGGGCAGUUCGAAAAAGUUGCGAAAGCGCAGAGCGAGGCAUGAAAGGGCCGCCUAUAAAACGAGGAUUAACGGGGGUGGGAGAAGCGAAAAGAAGUGGGAGCUUCAGCGUUAAGGAAGCCGUAGUAGGAGCCUCUGGUGGCGACUAUCUUUUUAGUCCGGGAGGCAGAACUCGCCCAGACGGGCAAUGGGGUGUCUAGAGAAGCCCGAUAUCUUGCAAGAGGCGAAGCCGGAGCUGGUGGAAGCGGAGGCUCCUAACGGGUCAAUCCCGGCACUGGCGCCGGAGGUCCGUCUGACCUGGCGCCGGUGGCUGAUCGUGGUCCUCUUCAGCUCCUACUCCUUCUGCAACGCGUUCCAGUGGAUCCAGUAUGGCAGCAUCAACUUGAUCUUUGCCGGGUUUUACGACGUGACUCCUUUCGCUAUCGACUGGCUCUCCAUGUGCUACAUGAUCGUCUACAUCCCCCUCCUCUUCCCGGUCGCCUGGCUCCUCGAUCUGAAGGGGCUGCGGCUCAUUGCCCUGGCCGGGUCCGCCCUCAAUUGCUUGGGAGCCUGGGUGAAGACGGGGAGCGCGGAGCCCCAUCUCUUCCCAGUCACGAUCCUGGGCCAGAUCAUCUGCUCCCUGGCUCAAGUCUUCAUCCUGGGCAUGCCGUCCCGCAUCGCGUCCGUCUGGUUUGGCCCCCGAGAGGUCUCGAGUGCCUGUUCCAUCGCUGUCUUUGGCAACCAGCUUGGCAUUGCAGCUGGUUUCCUCCUCCCCCCAGUUCUGGUUCCCGAUUUGAAGCAGAAGGAGGAGUUGGCUUACCAUAUUGGCAUCAUGUUUUUUAUCACAGCAGGUGUGGCAACAGCACUUUUCAUCUUAGUUGUCUUUGUGUUUCAGGAAAAGCCUCCAUAUCCCCCAAGCCCAGCCCAGGCAGUGAUUAAGGCAGCAGCUCCAGAGGAAUAUUCCUAUCUGAAAUCCAUCGUCCGGUUAUUUUCUAACAUUAACUUUGUGCUGUUGAUAGUCACUUAUGGCUUAAACACAGGUUGCUUCUAUGCCCUCUCAACUUUGCUAAAUCGCAUGGUAAUGCUGCAUUAUCCAGGAGAAAAUCUAAAUGCUGGUCGAAUUGGUCUUACCAUUAUAGUGGCUGGCAUGUUUGGAGCUUUGAUUUCUGGCAUCUGGUUGGACAGGACCAAAACAUACAAACAGACAACUCUGGUUGUUUACAUCAUGUCAUUUGUGGGUCUGGUUGUCUAUACUUUUACCCUGGAGCUAGGUCAUAUCUGGGUGGUCUUUAUAACAGCUGGUGUACUGGGCUUUUUCAUGACGGGUUACCUACCUCUGGGCUUUGAAUUUGCAGCAGAGUUAACAUAUCCAGAAUCUGAAGGAACAUCGUCAGGCCUUCUUAAUGUUUCUGCACAGGUUUUUGGAAUAAUUUUCACCAUUAGCCAAGGACAGAUCAUUGAUCACUUUGGGACUAAAGCUGGGAAUAUCUUCCUUUGCAUCUUCCUGUUCAUUGGUGCUAUUAUUACGGCUUUCAUCAAACCUGAUCUCCGAAGACAACAGGCCAAUCUGGAUAAUGAACAGGCUAGACUCCAAAGCAGUAACAGUCAGAUAAUGAAUUAUGGAUUUUGUACCUUAUCCCCAUCAUUUCCCAUCCUUGCUCAGUAAUUCACAAACCAAAGAAAUCAGUGGGAGUUGCCUCAGAUCAACACUGCACUGCUAUUUGAAGAAUCAAAUCAUUAAAGGCUGUAAGCGGCUGAAAAGAUAUUGCUAUUCCUGCCACUACUGCCUUAUGUUUGUCUCUCUACCAUCUAGACUUCCAUUACAUAUGGUUUGACCAGGAAACAGUCUACAGAAUAAUGUUGCUAAUGAAAAUGCAAGAUUUUAAAUUAUUCUCAACAGACGAAGUUUUCUGUCCUGUUUAGUGGAAGAAAAUGGAAGAGAGCAGUUGACUUGCCUUGGCACUUAUAAACUGCAUGACUGGAUCCAGUGUUGCUUCUAUCAUAUUCAGUGUGAACUAAGAGUGCUCAUCUGUUCAUCCUUUUGUGUGCCUGUGGACUUGCAGAUUUGGGUGUGAAGUGGAUCUAAAAGAAGAUCCUUGCUCCUUAGGGAGAACCAGAAGCACUUGCUCUGUGAGCAGCCCUAAUGGAAAUGCAACCGUUGAUUUGUGAAUGAGGAAAUUCACUAUCAAUCAAAACAAAAGCAAAAAUGGCUUAGCUUUCUUUUCUUCAGAGUACCUAUUUGUAUUGUAGACUAUUUUUGUGAGCCCAGUCCAACAGAUAAUUAGCUGUUCAGUAUUUUAAAAUGGAGAUUUUUUUAAAAUAAGGUGGCACUUUAGAAAUACGAUUGGGUAACUGAUUUCUAAACCAUAUUUAAGAAAUAGACUAUCUUUUUACCCCAACAUUAUUGCUCUUCAGUAGUGUGACAUUGAAAGGCCACAAGCUGCAGAAGUAAAAAUUAAACAAGGGCUCCAAAUGGCUUUCAUAACAGUCUUCCACAGUAUUUUUCUCAUAACCUCUAAAAUCUGUAAAUGUUUUCUCUCAGUGUUGUACUAGAUAAUGUAGGGUUAAUUGAAAAUUAACCACUAAUCAGCUUUGAGGGGUGGAGAAGUGUAAUCAGUGGCUUAUUUUUUCUUUUAUAUUGCUACAUUUCCCUUUCAAGGAAAGAGGAACUAGGUUAAUUAAAUUGUAGAUGACUGAGUGCCUCUAUUGUACAAAACAAGAGAUGCUUUAAGGAUUUUUUUAAAAA
This is a messenger RNA of Ahaetulla prasina, 3145 nucleotides long. It is a transcript of the gene FLVCR2, whose product is annotated as FLVCR choline and putative heme transporter 2. Gene Ontology annotation, molecular function: heme transmembrane transporter activity; heme binding. NCBI's taxonomy places the organism in Eukaryota, Metazoa, Chordata, Lepidosauria, Squamata, Colubridae. The transcript is spliced from 11 exons. Gene Ontology annotation, cellular component: membrane. Bases 608 to 2065 code for a protein of 485 amino acids. The record is from RefSeq and is a predicted model, not a curated record. Gene Ontology annotation, biological process: transmembrane transport; heme export.